This is a messenger RNA of Dioscorea cayenensis subsp. rotundata (Guinea yam), 2570 nucleotides long. RefSeq lists its product as uncharacterized. Lineage: Eukaryota; Viridiplantae; Streptophyta; Magnoliopsida; Dioscoreales; Dioscoreaceae. Gene Ontology annotation, biological process: tRNA processing. Gene Ontology annotation, molecular function: ligase activity, forming carbon-nitrogen bonds; ATP binding. Bases 83 to 2086 code for a protein of 667 amino acids. The record is from RefSeq and is a predicted model, not a curated record. The transcript has 12 exons.
CUCAAUUGGAUGAAGAACUCCCACCCAUUUUCUAGGGUUUCAUCUCCAGUGGAAGUUGGGGGAGUGCGCCCCGUCCAAGAUCAUGCUCAAUUCUAUACGCUUCUCUCCCCAAUCCCAUCUCCUCCGCUUCUUCUGCAAGAGCUCUGCUUCAGACAUGGAGAGAUACAAAGAAGCAUUCGCCCGGAGGAUGGCCUUGGCUGGCUUGAAACCACAUCAUCGGAUAGCUUUGGGGGUUUCUGGUGGGCCUGAUAGCGUGGCGCUGUGUGCGAUGACGGCGGGAUGGAAAUUGGAUGGUUUGAUUGAGAGAGAUGAGGGUUCGAAGUUCAUUGAUGGGCUUUUGGGGAUCGUUGUUGAUCAUAGGUUGCGGGCUGAGAGUGCAGAAGAGGCGAUUUUGGUCAGAGAAAGGGUGUCCAAGAUGGGUAUUAAGUGUGAGAUUAGGUGUUGUGAUUGGGCUGAAGGGAGGCCGAAGCAAGGUCACUUGCAAGAGGCCGCUCGUGAGAAGAGGUAUGAAAUUUUUCAGGACAUUUGCCUUGAGCACCAAAUUGGAGUUUUGCUUAUUGCGCACCAUGCUGAUGAUCAGGCUGAACUAUUGAUUCUAAGACUAUCUCGCAAUAGUGGAGUCUUUGGCCUUGCUGGCAUGCCAUUCACAUCACAAUUAUUCCCUACAAACUUGCAUUAUACUGGAGGAAAUUGGGGCACGAAUGGGAUUCUAAUGGUGCGACCACUGUUAGAAUUUGGAAAAGAUGACAUGUACAAGAUAUGUGAAGGUGCUAAUCAACCAUUUGUGGAGGAUCCCACUAACCAAAGUAAAUUAUUUGCUCGGAAUCGGAUACGCUUAUCAUUAAGAAGUAUGCCAUCAUGUGUUUUCAAAUCAGAAAUCCAAAUGCUUAUCUCUGCUUGCCGGUUAACACGUUCAUUUGUUGAAAGUGCUUGCUUCAAAAUGAUAAAGGAGAAUGUUGCUGUGAUGGAUCAUGGAUACGCCAUCAUUGAUGUAGAGAAGUUAGAACCAUCAAAUGUGGACGAUCUUUGUCUAUCAAAGUUUUUGUCAAUGGUUUUGCAGUUCAUCUCCCAAAGGCAUCGUCCAGUCCGUGGUGGUACUACGCAAUUGUUGCUGGAUUACAUUCGUGCAGUCCCUUGCAAGACCUCCCUUACUGUAGCAGGUUGCUACAUCUCUCCAGCUCCAAGAUCUAAAGGCUUGAAGGUCCUGAUCUCUUGCUCUGUUGAUUCCCCUCAAUCAUCAAGGAUGAGGUUAUCUUAUACAUAUCCUUUACUUGAGCGGCAGCCUUCGUUUGUUAGAGAAGUAGAUGAAAUUAUUAUGGAUGCAAAGUCAUACUCUGAUCAAUCAGUCUCAGAUGACUCUAGUGUGCCAUUUUUGCAUUCUAAAUCAUCUAAAGCAUUCUUAGCUGAAGCGAAGAAGCUUGAUCUUAUCAGUGAAUCAACUCUUGCAAGCAUUCUUUCAUUGCAGACAGAAGAAGCUAAGAAUUUCAAUCUAAAGGCAGAAGUUGAUACUGACAACAAUUUGAACUAUAAGAUGAAGUCUGGCAAUGCUACUAAUAUAGAAAUCUAUCCCGGUCUUUCAUGCCAUUUUAUGAGCAGAUUUUUAGUUACAUGGAAACUUUUCAAAGAUGUUACUAAAGAUGAAAUUGAUUCAAGCCUUGGUGGUUCUCAUUUAAGCAGAAAAGAUGAUGACAGUCAUCAAUGUUCAUUUUGUAAUACCAAUCUGGAGAGAGUACUUGUGACCCGCCAUAUGGUUGAUUCUGAUUGGUUGUAUCUUGCACAAGUGUCUGAAAGUAAUCGGGUGAAAGAGCAUCAACAUCAUGUAGACCACUCAAUUUGUAAAUUGAAGCUGAAUGAACCAGCAGAUGAUCAAUGUAUUCCUUAUAUGCAAUUAUCAGCACAGAAAGCUCUUCGGGCAUUAAAAUCUAUUCCAGUUUCUGCAAGAAAGGCAUUGCCUGUGCUUGUCGAUUCUCAUGAUUUACCAGUGAGCAUACCGAGCAUCGGCUUUCAGUGCUGCCCUUACUUGUUAGUUGAUGUUGUCUUCAAGCCAAGAAUACCUCUUGGUGGAGGCUAUGCUUCUUACAUCUGAAACCUAAUGAGACCAAGAAUUCAAUCUUCAAUUUGCAAAGUAUUCUUCGUAAUUGAUCAUUGCCUCUUCUGUCAUCCUUAAUCUGCAUUCCUGCAUUGUCACCUCGGAGCAUGCAAUGAACACAAGCAAGGACAUAAAACGGUACAUUGCUUACCUUAACAUUGUAAUGCAUUUCUCUUGGUGCUUCCUGGAAAUUCUUAUCAAAAGCUACUGAAUUUUUUUAUUGGCACCCCAAGGAUUUCAUUCUCAUUGUGCAAAUCUGGGAGUACUUAAUUGAGUCGGUUUUCUUCUGCCUUUCACUAGAUUCGGUGCUCCUACUUGCGUAGCUUCUUUCGAUUAUUCAGAUGGAAAGCAAAAUCUGUGUAUGUGAAACCAUGUAUAUAAAACAAUUCAAUACAAAAUGUCCCUUAUUUGAUGAAAUAGCAUUUGUAAGUGACUGAGCUUAACUGUUUAGAAACUAUUUGGUCAAUGCAGGAACCAUAAA